Messenger RNA from Trichoderma gamsii, 426 nucleotides. RefSeq lists its product as hypothetical. Bases 1 to 426 code for a protein of 141 amino acids. The record is from RefSeq and is a predicted model, not a curated record. Lineage: Eukaryota; Fungi; Ascomycota; Sordariomycetes; Hypocreales; Hypocreaceae. The transcript has a single exon.
AUGCCUUCCGGCUACAUCUUCACCGAAUCCGCCCCCUCACAGUCCUCCUACUACCGCUCCGGCCGUGGCGGCGCCGGCAACACAUUCCGCACCACAUCCUCAACCUCAUCCUCAUCCUCAUCUGCGCCCUCAACCACCUUCACCCCCCGCCAGCUCCCCAACCAGCGCUUCUUCUCGGGCAUCGGCGGCGCCGGCAACGUCCACCAGGCCGCCGAGCUGCAGCCCGCCAUUCUGCGCUCGCUGGAAACUCCCGCCGACCGCAACCCGUCUGUGGGCUACGUCGGCCGUGGAGGUGCGGGCAACGUCUACCGCCGCAAGACAAGCGACGCCGGCAGCAUGUCGAGCGCUGACAGCAACUCCAGCUCAGUGAGCGACAAGGCCAAGCUGUGGGCAACGCGAGUGGCCAGUUCUUUUGGACGCAAGUAG